GCCGUUGACUUCAUCUCAAACCAGAGCGGCCACUGCCGUCUUACACUACGACUGCAAAUGCACUGACCCCCGACUAGAAUAAACUGCACGACGACGACAUUAUGGAUUCCAGUAUCUCUAAACAGUUGGUGGACAAGAUGUACGAAAAGCGGAAGGCGGCGGCAUUGGAACUCGAAAAGCAGAUACGGGAAUGUCACCAACAGGGGGACCAUCGCAAAAUAAGCCAAAUCAUCGAUCAACUUGUGGAUAUGUUCAGCAAUCCAUCCAAUCCGCUACAGGCCCGGAAUGGCGGUCUUAUCGGUCUUGCAGGAACUGCCAUUGCUCUCGGCGUCGACAUUGCGCCUUAUAUGGACAAGUUUGUGAACCCGUUGCUUGUCUGCUUCACUGAUGCGGAGAAUCGAGUUCGCUAUUUCUCUGCGGAGUGCCUUUACAACAUUGCCAAGGUCUCCAAGGGCGAGAUUCUUGUUUACUUCAACGAGAUAUUUGAUUCGCUAAGCAAGUUGGCUGCGGAUUCCGAACUGUCAGUGAAGAACGGCGCCGAGCUCCUGGACCGACUUCUCAAGGAUAUUGUUGCUGAGACUGCCUCUGUAUACGUACCGCAGUAUCCUGAAACGGAAAAGGCGCGUCGGAGGGCAGAUGAGAAACCUUCAGUGACUGUGGCUGGUGUUCUAGUAACACACCCAGAUGAUAUCGCCAGCGGAGAAGAUAUACACACGGCGCGGAAAGCCUUCUCUUUAGCACACUUCAUUCCGCUGCUCAAAGACCGGAUAUAUGUUCUCAACCCCUUCACCCGAAGCUAUCUUGUUUCUUGGAUCACCGUUUUGGACUCUGUGCCGGAACUGGAACUGAUUUCUUACCUGCCGGAGUUCCUAGAUGGCCUUCUCAAAUAUUUGUCCGACCCAACCGAAGAUGUGCGAAUAGCAACCGAGAACUUGCUCGCUGAUUUCAUACGCGAAAUUGAGGAAGUGACUGCGGUACAGAAGCGGCACGAGGAACAAGCCAGAGCAAAGCGAGAGGCUGAAACGGCCAGUCUACGUACGCGCGGAGGGGAGGUUGAGAAGGACAAACUGCCUGACAUCACUAUGGCACAUGCGGAGCGGGCCACUUUCAUACCGGAGAACGACGAUGUGUCAACAUUUGACAACGACUCAGAUACGCCAAUUGAUGAAAAAGAACCUGAACUUGAUGGACGCGAUCUCGGAGCCUGGGAGCCUGGUCAAGGUGUCAAGAUCGACUACCCGGCAAUCGUCGAAAUCUUGAUCAAGCAACUAGAUGAUCAGCCAGAACACGACGAGAUUCAACAAGCAGUUGCCCUUCGAUGGUUGUCGGAAUUCCUCAAAAUUAUUCCUGAAGUGAUGGUCCCAUUCACACCUCGUUUAAUUCUUGCUAUUCUUCCCAAUCUUGCACGGGAUAUCGCGAUGAUUCAGAAUGCAGCUAUAAAAACCAACCAUCGGCUGUACGGCGUCAUUCAAGCGUUACCUCCACCAGCUGAAUCCUCAAGUCGACAGUCAACGGACAAGACUAGUUCAUCCACACCACCACAGGUGAUGCCCGGUUCCCCGACGCCAACUGUGCCUUCUUUAGGUCACGCGAGGCAUGCGAAGGAUUUUGUUGCUCCAACAAGAGACAUCGGGUCGCCAGAGUCAAAUACUGAUCAUUUACCUCAGGAGCGAGCUUAUGGCACAACGAUACAGCGGCCACGCUCUAGUUUGCCCUUAGACCAAGGUCGAAACAAUACUAUCACACAGGCACAAUUGGAACCGACUCUGAAUCAACCUAGUCGCCCAGCGUCGCCUACAUCCGCCAUCAGUAUUCCUCAUGUACAACAGAGCCCGGAAGCAUCAAUGUUGCAUGACAAGGACAAGGACCAAUUUGAUUAUCAGGCAACGGUGAACGCAUUGACAAUACAGUUUUUGAGUGAUCAUGAAGAGACGAGAGUGGAAGCAUUGAAAUGGCUCAUAAUGUUACAUCAGAAGGCGCCGAAGAAGAUUCUUGCGAUGGACGACGGGCUUUUCCCCGCGCUUUUAAAGACUCUUUCAGACGAGUCUGACGAGGUGAUAAAGCACGACCUGCAGCUUCUCGCACAGAUAUCAUCGAGUUCAGAGGAGAGUUACUUCAAGGCGUUCAUGAUGAAUCUUCUCGAGCUCUUCAAUACCGACAGAGAGCUGCUGAAUAACCGUGGCAGUCUCAUCAUCCGACAACUCUGUCUCAAUCUCACUACGGAGCGUAUAUAUCGUACGUUUGCGGAGAUUUUGGAGAAGGAAGAGGAUCUCGACUUCGCUAGUACAAUGGUACAAAAACUGAAUUUGAUUUUGAUCACGUCCCCGGAAUUGGCUGAGUUUCGUAGAAGACUGAAAAGUCUGGAAACACGGCAGGACGGUCAAGCAUUGUUUACAACACUAUAUCGAUCAUGGUGUCAUAAUGCUGUUGCUGUCUUUUCACUAUGUCUGCUCGCACAAGCAUAUGAACAUGCAUCAAAUUUGCUUUACAUCCUUGCCGAUUUGGAAGUCACGGUGCCACUUCUGGUGCAGGUCGACAAGCUCGUUCAGCUCAUUGAAUCUCCCGUGUUUACCUACCUGCGGCUGCAACUUCUGGAGCCGGAAAAAUAUCCGCACCUAUUCAAGUGUUUAUAUGGUUUACUCAUGCUACUGCCACAAAGUUCUGCCUUCAUUUCUCUUCGGAAUCGACUCAGCGCUGUCAAUUCGGCAGGAUUUCUGCACAUAGCGCCCAACUUAUCGUCUUCCAGGUCAGUGAGCAAUAUAUCUGCCACACGCUCCAAGCUCGGGCGGGAAGAUAUCAAAUGGUCCGAACUGCUGUCGCAUUUCCGAGCUGUUCAGAACAAGCAUGAGAAGUCCCGCCGCCUAGCCCUUGGUACAGACGACGUAUUGCACAUGGUUGAGUUCUCAAGCGGCCCCAGUACUUCAAACGCCAUGCCAACAACGAAUGGGACGACAUCAAGACCUCCGUUGCGACGAAAGGUCACAGGUGGUGAGGCUGCUGUUUCGAAUGUCACAGUAGGCAGACCGCCUUCAAGAGCACUAUCGCCGCUGAAUCCUAGAGCCCGGGGACAGAGUGGAUUAGCGGCUGCAUUGGCUGGGCAGCAACCACCGACUAGCCCCACGUCUUCAACGAGUCAAGCACAACAACAGAAGCCAUCAAAGAGGACACUCAGUCUUAGCCGUAAUAAGUAGACGGUAUGGGAAUUGUAUGCAGCAAGUUGUUAUGGAGGGUUCUGUCUUGAUAGUGCACACUAUUGGUUAAUUCUAUACCCACGAAUUUUGUCCUUCCAUUGGAUUGGUUGCAUCUCUUGAGGAACGCCGAAUUCCGCGCAUACAACUGAGUUGCGCAAGCGCCCAGGCGGCGAACCUACAAUUCAGGGUUUUGAUGUAACGAUGAUGUUGACUCAGUACUUAGUUUGUGCUCACUGCUGAAGACUAUUUACCGGAUUUUCCUCUUC
Somion occarium is the source of this 3457-nucleotide messenger RNA. Lineage: Eukaryota; Fungi; Basidiomycota; Agaricomycetes; Polyporales; Cerrenaceae. The record is from the annotation of a GenBank genome assembly.